AGUCCAAGGAGGGCAAUGCCCAUGCGCACUCCACAGAGGACGUUGUUAUCCUCUUAUCCUCAUUCACAUCAACAUUCCUGAAUAUCCAGCGGUGGAUUUAUUUCUCACACAUCCUGUAGGUGCGUUUGGAAUUGAUGCAUUUGACCGUAACCUUACUGUGUUGUAAUUGACGCAUUAUAAUCAUCUGGCGGCUUGGAUGUUUUAUUGGCGUGAAUGUUGUUUAUCGGCUAGGAAACAAAUUGGACACCUGCGUGGACUUGAGAUGGCACACCACACAGCGCGUCGUGCACGAAGCAGUGAAAACAAUGUCAAAUGGAUGUACAGAAAAUAGACUGUAGCGCUGCAGAAAUAUCAUCAAAGUUGUGUUUGAGCUCCCCCUUGUGAGGCUUGAUGAUUGAUGACCUACUGAUUGGCUAACAGGCGUUAUUCUGUGAGGAGGGUUAUGAUAAAUGACAGUCUCCUUCCUCUGUGGAUUUGUGUCCACUCUGUUGAAAUAAUGUGGUUUGUCUUCACAGGUGAAGAUGUCUUCUUCUGUUCUGUUCACUGCCCUUCUUGCUCUUCCCCUCGCUGUGGGUGAGUUAUUGAUCUAACAUUGGUACCCCUUUAAAUUAUGCAUCCCCUGGUUGCAAGACAGUGCAACUAAUGGCUAGAAUACUUGUUAAGGUAUGUUUAAAUCAAUCAAUCAAUCAAUCUGUAAUCAGUAGCAUGAAGUGCUUUAUAGAAAAUCAUCAAAAUCGUUUAAAAAAAUCUGAAUCUUUAAAGUGUAAAGAUGAGGAAUCAAGUAAAAAUAAGAAAUAGAUUUUAAAAAUGAUAAAUAUAAUCAUACAUAUACACACACAUACAUGCAUACCCAUAAAUGGACAUGUAUAUAUACGUAUAUACAUGAAAUAAAGUUUAAACAGUACAGAAUGACCUAGGGAAGUUAGGAAACGCUAUCAUGAGAUCAUAAGGAGGGGACACCAGAGUUAAGAUCAAAAAAGAUUAAGAAAACAGAUAAAUUGAUAUAAUAAAUACGAUGAUAAAACACUAAAUGAACACUUUAAUGUACCAUACUAGAGAAUACUAGAUAGGAGAAUAAAACAGAGUCAGCAAAAAUGAUAAAACAGAAUAAGAAUAGGAUAAGAAUUAAUACGAAUGUUAAAACUUGAAUAAAUAUUAAUAAAUAAAUUGUAAACUCAGCCAAAAGUUCAACUAAAAAGGUAGGCUUUAAGUUUACUUUUAAAAAGAUUAAACAUGUUAUAACCAAGUGUCUAUGUGUCACCGCUGAAGCUAGUGAGCCAUUUGAAACUGUCAUUGCAAAUGGAAAUUAAAAAAAGAUGAAGGUCUUAUUAUCAACAUAUCAAAUAAUUUGUUACCCAGAAAUGCUCCAUCUGGUUUUGAUAAUCUUGUUCUUUUAAGGAAGUGAGGGGUGAACAGUCCCUAUCAAGGUAUACAGACAACCAAGUUAAUAAAAACUGUAAUGAGGGUAAAAAAAUAAAUAAUCUAGACGGUUAUACUACUAAACCAAAAGACUGUGUGGUUCGUUGAGAGGCCUAUCUCUUUUUGGGAGCAGGGUCAUUCCCUAUUUAGUUUGAGUAGUGCAGCUAGAUGAAGUAGGUACAUCUAGUUAGUGGAAGCAUCAAAGUCAGUCAUCUGCCGUGACAGAAUAAAUGAGGGGCCUGAAGAAGAGGUAAGCAUAUGCUUGGGGGACACCAUAGGAAAACUGAAUGACAUAAGAAUAUUACACAUAGACUGUAUAUAAGAUGGACGCCGUCUGUCUCCUCGCCGGGUGAAGUCACUCCGAGAACAGCACCCCCUAGAGCCUGGCUGCAGUGCAAGUCAUAAACCCCACUUCUGCCAGCAAAGUGAAUGGAGCGGCGGACGGCCUUUAGAAAUUAAUUACACAGAAAAUACACUUUUCUCACCCCCGACUGCGAUGUUGACAUGUAGUGAUUAUUAGACUGGUUUGUGUUCAGGUCUUUUUUUCUCUCUGCAGCUCCAUUUUAAAAAGUUAUUAGGAGUCAUAAAAACAGGAAAUUGCGUCAUUCUCUACACUUGCCGCUUGUGUGUCGCUCUUUUUCGUUCAUCGUCAAGACCAAUCGGGUUUGCUAGCGGAGAAGAGGAUUACAUUUUUCCAUCGUUUUUCUCUUUUGUUACAUUGGAAAAAUGAGUUGUUCUGCAGUAAACUGUGUUAACCGACAUGUGACAUGACCGCUGACACAUUUCACAUUAUAUUAGGAGAAGUAGAACUUACUUAUUCUUGGUCGCGACGAGCGGGGAAGCUAUUAGCGUUACGAAUGAAAGGCUGGAAGGACAUCCGGGAGGGGGGCACUUUUUGAGCGGAGCGUCAUCGCUCCGAGUCUCCCGCCCAGCCAAAAACGUCUGCGUACAACGCUACUGCGCAGCUCUGGUUUGGAGAAAUGGAGAAAAACCCGGAAUUACCGAGAGCUUUUUGGCUUCAAAUCCGUAUACAGGCGGAAGGCGGAACCAGGCUGUCCAUCUUAUAUACAGUCUAUGAUAUUACACAGCAAGUUAAAUAUGAAUAACUGCAACCAAACAAACUUCGGGCAAUAGCACCCUGAGUUUUUAGGCAAUUAUGGAGGUCCAUAAUUUCCUCCGUAUAGGUUUGAUCCAAACAGAAAUCUAGAUAACUAAUAAGGAUCCCAUUCACUCUGCUUUCCUCACAGGUUGGGUUGUAUUGGGUAAGUCCCAGCAAAAUUUUGCUUAACUUAACCUACCUCUACAUGAUAGUUCUUGAGGAGGUUACCAACUUUUUUACUUUUUGAUUUUUACUAAACUAACAGGUGAAAGAGAAGAAGCCCAAAGGCUUUGUGCGGGGAAAGAAUUUCGUCUGCCAGUGUACUCUACAUCCAGAAUAGUAACUUUUACACCAAAUUUGGAGGAAGAGAAACGCGUCUUGCUUGAAAAGACAAAUGUAAGCACAGAUGUUAGUCUCUUCUUGAGAUUUUUUUGGUUAUUUGUGUGUGCACAGAUUUCCUAAUCCUUUUUGCUGACCAACUGCAGGUGAAAGACCCACGGUUUGAAUGGACCAGAGAUAAGAUGUUAGUCCUGAGAGAAGUGACUCAUGCUGAUCAGGGACUUUAUUCCAUCAAACUGUCAUCGGGAUUCACUUACGAGACUGUUCGUUUGACUGUUUCGGGUAUGACAGUUUCUGCUGUUUUUAAAAGUGUAUCUCUGUGUUUUACCCAAUCCACCUGCAUCUCUAAUUGGUCAGUAGGUAUUGUGAUAAUACUACAUCACAUGUAGGGUGUCCUUCAUUCAAGUUAUGCUUAAGUAUAGGUAUCUUAGAGAGAAAAAUGUACUUAAAAUAUGAAAGGUGGGCCUUCUGCUAGGAAAUUUCCCAUGAAGUUAACAUUUGGGAUGUAAUACUGUCGUAGUAUCGGUAUCGGCAGAUAAUAGCUUGCGAAUUGAAUUAUUGGUAUUGGUCAUUAUGGACAUUUCUCCAGAUAUAUUUAUCAGCCCUGAAGGUACAGCUUUUGGUUGUGUCACAAAGUGUUGAAGACAGACAGACAUAUUAGUACAUUUCUGUAUUGACAAAAAAUAUCAAGAAUAAAUUGCUGUUUGACUGUAACAAAUAGACUCUCAUAAUAGCAGUAUCAGAUAAACUGAGAAACUUCAUCAUGAAAACAGUGUGUAUGUAUCAGUGCCCAUAUUGGCCAAAAUAAGUUUGAAAAUAUCAGCAUUGUGGAUAUUGGCAAAAAAAAAUCCAGUAUGAUUCAUCUACUUUUCAUUUUUAUAGUUAGCAUUUUUUUAAUUAAUUAAUUCUUUAGUAGUUCUCUAUCAAUAAUAGUUUGUGCUUGUUUGGACUGCCUUAUAGUCAGUUGGGUAUUUUAGACCAGAGGUUCCUAUUUUAAAGGUCAAAGAUACUUCAGACUUACUCUAAUCCUUACUUUGUGAAAUAUUUGAUUAUUUUCACUCUUGAGAUCUCAAACUAUUAACCUAAUGAAACAAUGCAGUUGUAUUGGCGGUUAUUUGAUCUGCCUAAAUAUGGAUUUUUUUGAUGCAGAUUAUUCCCUCUGCCUCCCUCUCUCUCUCUCCUGCUCCAGAAUGCAUUAAAUCUUACUACAGAAACUACGGAGAAAACUUUGACUACAACAUCCCUGAAAAUGGCUCCUUACUGGAGUUUUUACCACGGGGCGCACCGCAUGAGGCCAUGCCUGUUGUGCUGUGGAACAAGACGGACCCUGUCACCAGCAAUGCAGGUCGGGGGCGACUGAGAAGUGGGAAGCUCUGGGUGGCUGAGAGAGUGACACAAGCGGACCAAGGCAACUACACUAUAAGAGACGAUAAGGGGAAAGCCAUUUCUCGCAGCACCCUCACUGUCAGGGGUGAGCAGAGACAGACAACAUGAAGAUAUGCUUUGAGAAGCUGUCUGAUGAGUUUCUCACUUAAGGACACUGUUAACUGUAAAAUUUAUAUUUAUCUUUCCUUUUCCAUCUGACACCCUCAUGUACCUACCAUGCUCUCCUCCUGUUCAUGAUCCUGUAUGUGGUCACAGGGCACUCCUUCAAUGUCACUCGUUUCACCAAGGAGUCUCUAAACCUGCCCCUCUUUCUUCCUGUCCCUCAUGCCCAUCUCAUUUUCAUCCCCACCCGAUACCCUGAUGAAUCUUCCCUGGGCCCCUUUGACCCCAAGCCCCCCCGAGGACCUGUGCAGCUCAUGCGGGAGGGCCACAUAACAGACUACGACAUGCGCUACAGGGGCUUGAUCUCUCUGGGCAGGAAUGGCAGCAUGAAUGAGGUUGUCAUAGUGAGACUAACCCCAAGGCAUGAUGGAGUCUAUGAAAUCAGAGACGAGGGUGGCAACUUGGUGUCCUCUACCUUGUUGCAGGUGAUUGGUGAGUAUCCAAAGUUGAUUUUUUGUUUGUGAAUUCAUUGUGUCUUUUGAAUCGUUAUUCACUCUUGUCUCUGUGUCUGCUCUCUUUAGAAAAGGGAGGCCGUUGGCGAGCUCUGCUCAAGUCUAUCACUGUCCCUUCUGGUAUGUUUGUUUCACUGGCUGGUUUUAUUCUCUUCAUGAAAAGAUAUCCGAGCUGUAGCCUCUCACAGUUCAUCCCUGGCUUAAGGUCAAACCGCACGCCACCAAACAACCCUCCAAGGGUCAACAUCCAGGUGAGGAAAUCAGGAGAGCCCUUUAAAAUGCCUUAGAAAAUUCAGUAAGUGUAAAUAAUAAUUGAAAUCUAUAUUUAGGUUCCUUUUAUAUCACUGUAGUGCUACUAAGUCUUGCAGGUAGAUGUGGUAUGGUUUUCGGGGGCUUUUUUGUCUUAGUUAGGUAAGGCAGCUGAAGCAAAAGGUAAUCCCUCUGGAGAUCUAUACUCGUGUAUAAUCUAUGUAAAAUAUGUAAUAGUAUAAAUUCCUAAAACAUAAAAACAACAACAUUGAUUUGUACCAUACUGAUGCCAUAAUAAGUCGUUUGUAAGACCGUCCAUAGAAGAAAGGGACCAACAAAAAAAACUCUGUAUGGUUCUGAAAUGCACUCAGUAGUUUUCUACCUCUGUGUUCUCUAAGGAUGUGUCACUAAACUUAAUUGGUGCAGUGAGCUUAAUAAGAUGUGUGUUUGCAGGAGUAUAGCCAGCCAAGUCCCCAGCCCUCGGGCUUCUACGGUCAUCCACAGCAUCCUGGCACACCCAGAAAGUGGACCCCAAGUGCCAGUCCCUCUCACACUGUGAGGCUGAUUUGUAAUUAAAUAUGUCAACAGGUUGUUUUGUCUUCAAUAAUUAAACAUAAUUCUGUUUGUAUUUCAAGGUGCACAGUCCUGUUAUGAUAGGAAGUCCAAGAACACAAAACCAAGAAGCAAACAGACUUACCCCGACAAGCUCUCCUCGUCAUAAUUCAUCUAUAGAGGUAUAACUUAAGUUUAGAGGUGAUGAUUUGGGUUUAAUAGAUUAAAAUACUCUCUAAACUUGUGCUUUUGUAUCUUUUGUAGCAGGACACGCAUAAUGAAGAGAGAAAGAUUUCCUUUUCAGUACCAGGAGCUUCAGACUGCCUCCAUUCUUCUGAGGACUGUGCUCAAUUCCAGAUCAAAAAAGAUGGAAACAAAGAAAGGUGGAGCAGAUCACAAGAAUACUUCUCUACACUGCCCCUGGACACAGACACCUCUGAAUCCUGCAGUGUUUACACUUCUGAGAAACUGAACUUCUUAUAAAAAGGACAAAUAGAACUGGACUAAAAAAAGAAGGAGAAGACAAUGAGAAAUUACGAAGAUGUUUUAUCGUGGGGAGAGACAUUGAUAGUGAAAAAUAAGACCUUGCUUGUGCCUUUUGCAUAUUAGUUUAUAAAUUGAACAGUUCAGUACCAAUAUUGCAUGUUAUUUUAGCACUAGCUUUUGUGUGUCAUGUUGCAUAUUUCUCUACACUGUUGACGGUGCUCCUGAAAUCUCCUGUUGUUUCCUACCUCCAGACCCUCAGGACCAAUAUAUUCUGCACUGUAUUGCUGAGUAUGUGUACAUUUGUGUGAAUAAUGCGAUCUCUAGGGCUACAUAGAAUUCAGAGUUGUCAUACGAACAUUCGAGAGGGAAUUCCGAAGUACUUUACAGUAUCAGAGUUGUUUACCCCAUUCACACUGUCAACCAUUCCUUCCUGAAACAAUGCUUGAUUGUCAUGUUAGAUGUUCAGCAGUCAUGACUUUUGGAAAAUACGUGAAUUAACCCCUCAAGGUCAUCAUAGUACUCACACUAGUUAUAUACAGUGUUACAAUUUCCACCAAAUAUUGCUAUUGCUUAUUAAUUCAUCCUUUGUGCAAAUUAUAAUAAUUUCAGUAUCAACCAAUAAUUCUUCAACUGCUCCUUGUGAUACUUUUGGAAAAUGUGUUUGCUUUAACAAUAAAAUGUAUCUCUAACACAAACAUGAGGUCACUGUAUAACUGACUUUGUCCAAGACUUUUUUCAAAGCUUUUUUGCCUUUGUUUGAUAAAACAGCUGAAGAGCCAUAGAAGAUAUGGGAAGUAGAAAUUAGGAGGAAAAGUCUAACAAAUGUCAUGGUUGAGAAUUAGGGCAGCAACGAGGUCCAUGACCUCAGUGCAUGGGGUGCACAUCUAUGCUGCUGGGCCAAUGGCACAUCGGACCAACACUUACAUCUAUGUCAUUUAAUCUAUGACAAUUAUUUUUUGUGCCAAAGACAGCUGACCGGUUACCAACACAAGUUUCACUGUUAAUGCAAAAUGUAUGUUCAUCUUGGUAAAGCAACCCAAAACCCUGUCAUAUUCAUCUUAUAUUAUUUAAACGGAGGAGAAGUUGUCGACAAACAAUACAUUUUUUUCAAGAGUGCUGACAAGGGCGAGAGAGCGAAAGCAUAUAACCCCAGUUUUAGUAUCGCUAAAAGGUUCUUUUAUUAGUUUUUAGAUGUAUUUAUGGUCUUGGCCCCUCUUAUUUAUCUGACUUACUUUUAUCAUAUCAACCCUCGCGAACCCUGAGGUCCUCUGGCAUAGGCCUUUUAACCUUACCCAGAGUCAAAACAAAAACACACGGGGAGGUGGCUUUCAGUUUUAUGGUCCCCAGUACUGGAACAGCCUGCCGGAGAACCUCAGGGCCACACAGAGACUGUUGAGGCACAAGACUCACCUUUUUAUCCAGGCUUUUCACUAAUUGUCUUUUUAUAUUUCUCUUAUUGCAAAUGUUCACUUUGAUUGAAGUUCUUAAUGUUUAUUUAUGUCACUUGAUUAAUUUAAAAAAAAAUGUGAUGCUUAAUGUUCAGUAAAAAUAUAUUUUUAAAAAAAUCGUGUUCUGCUCACUCCCUAGAUAGAACUACAUUAUAUACAUAGCUGGGAGCAGUAAUGUUCCUCUACCGGCUUUAGGUGGCAGUGGCGUGUCAGUGAAC
Molecule: messenger RNA, 7810 nt
Organism: Xyrichtys novacula (pearly razorfish)
Lineage: Eukaryota; Metazoa; Chordata; Actinopteri; Labriformes; Labridae
Source: the annotation of a GenBank genome assembly